UUGCACGCUCGGUGAGCAAUGUAAACACACUCUGCACACAGACAGUUCCUUAAAUCAUACGGAAGAAUUCAAUGUACAUCAGUGGGUUUUAUAUACUUAUUUUAGUCAAUGUUCGUCAAUGAAUCACUCCGAAAACUCGAACAAAAUGAGGUUUCUUUCCAUCAUUUUAUUAACAUUAACCGUCGAGAUAAGAGGAGAAAGUCCUCGUGUGACAGUCAAUGAAGGAACAUUGGUCGGGAAGACAGUGGAAUUUAGUGAGAAUCAGUUCAUCAAUGUCACCAAGAAUAUAGAUAUGUUUCUGGGUGUACCUUUUGCAAGUCCUCCGCAAAGGUUCUCUCCUCCAGAACCUAUGACGUCAUGGUCAGGAGAACGAAAUGCAACUGAAUUCUCACCAGCGUGUCAACAAGAUCCCUCAAACUCCCUCUAUUACCCAAUAACAUCAGAAGAUUGUCUCUAUCUAAAUGUAUAUACACCGAGUCCAAAGCCCUCUGGUAUACCUGUGAUGGUAUGGAUUCAUGGAGGAGGGUUUGUUACUGGUUCAGCAAUGACCUACAGUUACUAUGGAGUUCCAUUGGUUGCUGUUGGUGAUGUUAUCAUGGUUUCUAUCAACUAUAGACUGGCAAUCUUUGCACAUUUGACAACUGGGGAUUCUGAAGCUCCUGGAAACAUAGGGAUGCUGGACCAAGUUGCUGCUCUGGAAUGGAUUUAUCAUAACAUCGAAGCGUUUGGAGGUGACAAAGACCGAAUCACAAUAUUCGGAGAGAGUGCUGGAGCAGCUAGCGUCGGAUUUCAUGUACUUUCCAAACUCAGUCGUCCAUACUUUAGUCAAGCCAUUUAUCAGAGUGGAACAGUAUUUAAUCCCUGGUCAUUCGAAGACGAUCCUUCAGAAGGGAUUGAGAAGUCUCAAGACCUUGGAAGAUCAAUGGGUUGUGAUGAUGUAACAUCUUCUGUUUCUUUGGUCUCGUGUUUAAGGGAUUUGGAUCCUAUAGCCCUAGGCCAAGCCGCUGACCAGGUUUACGGGCAAACAUAUCCAGUGACUUUAGAUGGAGUCUUCCUAGAUGAUACCCCAACUAAUCUGUAUGAGAAAGGAGACUUUGCUAACGUACCAAUCAUGAUAGGUUUUAAUAAAGAUGAAGGAACAUUAUAUGUUUUACAGGUCAUUCCCGAGUCUUUCGGUAGUCCGAUAGCACCUUAUAUUAACCGUACAUACUUCGAAACUUACGUUCGAUCUAUCAUGAUUAUUUAUGAACGCAACGAUGAGAUCGUCAAUGAUGCCGUGUUCCAAGAGUACAUAGACUGGACAAUGGCUGAUGACCCUACUGCUGAUUACUUUCGAUCAAUGGUUGAUUUUAGUGGUGAUUUUGAUUUCGCUUGUUCAUCUGAUAUGGUGAUGAGGAAGCAUGCACAAGCUGGUGGCACUGUCUUUAAGUAUUACAUGACACACGAUCCUACUGAUUCUAUAUACAAGUACGGUGAUAUCAUUCCUGAUAUACCUUGGAUUGGAGCUGGUCACGGGGAAGAUCUGAUUUUUGUCUUUGGUUAUCCAUUCAUUGAAGAACUUAAAGACAUCACGGGUCAUACCUUGACAGACGAAGAAAAGGCACUCUCUGUAAAGAUGAUGAAAUUCUGGACAAAUUUUGCCAAAUCAGGAAAUCCAAGCAAGUCAAGUUUGGAUGGUGAAGAAGGAGAAGGAGAGGAUUUUUGGCCUUUGUAUACAAUCCCUGAACUGAACCACAAGGAGAUAUCCCUCCAGUUAGGGCAAGGUAGAGCUAUUAGAGCUCGGCAGUGUCAUUUCUGGAAUGAAUAUGUUCCAAAACUUCAAGCUUUUUCAAAUUCAAUUGACGAUGAGGAGAAGGCAUGGCGAGAGAGUUAUAAUGGAUGGAAGGAUGAAAUGACAGAAUGGCAACAAGUCUUUGAUGAAUAUAAAAAACAACCUACAUGCAAUUAGAAACACCCAUUUUGCACCGUAUGUGCCUCUCUGGACAAGUGAAAUACAUGUGUGGUCACUUUCAUCAACCUUUUUAUAUCUUGCGGAGAUGUUUCAAUUAUUAGUUUAAUCAUUUGAACUUGACGUAAUCUGUUGGUAAUACAGUGCGUAUCAAAAAAAGUUUACACUUAGAAAAAAUCCUGUAAAAUUAUAAAUUUGUAAUAUAAUGAAGA
Messenger RNA from Lytechinus variegatus (green sea urchin), 2160 nucleotides. Its product is annotated as cholinesterase 1-like. Gene Ontology annotation, cellular component: plasma membrane. Gene Ontology annotation, biological process: choline metabolic process; acetylcholine catabolic process. Bases 119 to 1948 code for a protein of 609 amino acids. The transcript has 10 exons. Gene Ontology annotation, molecular function: acetylcholinesterase activity. Lineage: Eukaryota; Metazoa; Echinodermata; Echinoidea; Temnopleuroida; Toxopneustidae. The record is from RefSeq and is a predicted model, not a curated record.